Fusarium sp. VM40 is the source of this 1443-nucleotide messenger RNA. The record is from the annotation of a GenBank genome assembly. NCBI's taxonomy places the organism in Eukaryota, Fungi, Ascomycota, Sordariomycetes, Hypocreales, Nectriaceae.
AUGGCUGCGUGCCUGAAUGAAGUCCGUAGUUCAACAGGCCGCAAAUGUGACGGAUACCAGUCAAAUCCACCCAGUACACCAAGUACAUCACCCCAGUCAACAGCUUCCCCUUCAUCCAUCGUCUCCACCUACACCACUUCUACCGAGGCGCGAUCCUUUCAAUUUUUCAUUGAAAAGACUCUUGUGAACUUUCAAACCUUCUUCCCAGAUGAUUUAUGGGGUACCAGGGUCUUGCAAGUAGCCCAAUCCGCAGGCUGUAUCAAACAUUCUCUUGUGGCUCUGGCGAACUAUCACGAACUCUAUCUUACCCAUCAACAAUGGCUACAACUUGAAUCGGCUCACGCGCUCAAGCACUAUAAUCUUGCUAUCAGGGAACUACUAACUCCAUCACCCGAUGAUUUGUCACAGGGUCAUAUACCCAUUCUGUCAUGUCUGAUAUUCAUUUCUAUCGAGCUUCUUCAAGGCAAAACUGAUUCGGCCAUUACCCUUUUCAAGUAUGGCUGCCGGAUGAUUCAACAGUUCAGGAAGUCUCUCUCAAAUGCCAGAGACGCUGGUGAGCGCUCAUGUUCUGACGUCGAAGAUACCCUCGGUCUAGUCCAGGCGUGUUUUAGACGUAUCGCCGUGCAGAUCUUAACGCUUAUGGGCGAUAUUGACCCCGACCUCUGGGAGGCUUUUCACGGCACCUUUGAUAAAUCUUCCGUUAGCUACGAAAUACCGUUUACGUCCCUUGCAGAUGCACGAGAGGCAUUGUUGGAACUCCUGGUCGAGCAGACCAGUCCUGGCCUGAAGGGAAAGUCGAUUCAUGAGAUAUUGGCACAUUCUGCAAAACUCGAACAAUGGGGCUGCUCGUAUGACGCGCUCUUGGCUGAAUACGACCGCGUUGGCAGGAUAUCGAGCGCCGCUGAGAAACGAGCGAUUGCCCUUCUUCAACUACACCGCAAAUAUCUCGAGAUCAAUGUUUCGAAAUACGUCUACGGUCAAGGUGACCCCUGCUUCUGGGAUCGUUUCACUGCCGAGUUUGAUGAAAUUGUCAAUUAUGCCGCCACCGCAGCUGGACUUGAUGAAAACUACGCACAUCGAAAUUGGUCCACAGAUUCCACAUCUACAGCAUAUUUCCACCUCGAUCUCGGCUUCAGCUCUGUUUUAGUUGCAGUCAUCGCUCGAUGCCGCGAUCCAUUCAUUCGAAGAAGAGCUAUCGCAGUAAUGCUGACCAAUCGUGUACAAGAAGGAGCUUUCAAUGGGUCACAGUCUGCAAGAGUUGCGGCCAAGGUUAUGGAACUGGAAGAAGCCAGAAGUGGUGAUGUUAGGUGUAGCAGUGAUAUACCGGAGGAAGCCAGAGUAAGGACGAUACGAGUGCAAUUACUGGGGUCUGAGACACCACAGACUCGGGUAGUGUUUGGGUUUGAUGGAGGAUUUUGUGAGGAGAAGUUCAGUUUGACAUGA